AUGACGACGCCUAUAUCAAUAUGUCGGGGUUGUUCCCGUCAUAUCUUUUCACUCCGGACCAACCAAACGGCUGUUGUCUCGCGGUGGCUUCAGCCAACAUUCACACAAAUAGGCCGCAGGACAUUUGCGAUAGCUAAAACGAAACCUAUACCAGCAAAACAGAAAAAACCUUCUAAAAGUGCCCCGGCGACUCCCAAAGCGCCAGCUGCAUCUCCAUUCAAGAAUGCACAAAUUCUUCGCAUGAGUUAUGCACAACGACUCGCAAAUAAAUCCUCCCCGGUCACUCUAUACGAGGCUGCACCUCAUAGGAUAUUCCUGUUCUCAAGUUAUAUGACUGGUCUAUGUUGUGCUGGGAGUGCUAUCAUCAAUUAUUAUGCGAAUGUACUCCACUGUCCGCCAGAGGUUCACGUGCUUGUUCCAGUCGCAUUCGGCGCGAUGACUAUGGCAAUGAUGGCUUUCGGAACUAGAUUCGCUUUAAUGCCUGCUGGAUCUAUACGUUCUAUAAAGAUAUUACCGGCAAGGUUAGCAAAGGGCAAGACACCAACUUCGGGUGCGAAGGAGAUUUCGUCAACAGAUAUACCAGUCCGGCUCCAAAUUGAAGCGCGGCGUAACUUACCCUUUCCAUUCUUGCCUUUGCGCCGCUUCGAAGCGGACCCUAAUACAAUUGUUAUGAAGGCGCCCAUGUAUAACCGCAAGCCAGCUCCCACGGAAUAUGACAAGAUGCGAAUGAAGCAAGAGGAAGAGGUCAGACGGAAGGAGGAGCGCGAAUACGAGAUGAACCACUUGAUGACUGCACCAUUCCGACAUGUAGGACAAGCAUUCGGAAUGCUUUUCAAAAGUUUCCGCCGCGGCCUAACUGGAGAAGGGUUUGCGCCUAUUGAAAUCGAUGGGGAAAAAUUCAAGCUGGAUAUCACAUCCGCGUAUGCGCUAGAAGAAGGGCGAGCUUUGGAUAGGAUUGCGAGGAUCGAGGAAGAUCCUGCUCUUGCCGAUGCCCUCGAACGUCUCGGAAUCGCACCCGUAUACCACAUGCGCGAGGUCGGCAAGAACCGACACCAAGCGCUAUGGAUCGAAGCCCUUGAAGCUAAAUUCGAAGGACGCGGCGAGCCCUUCGACCGAGCUAAAUUUGACCAGAUACUCGGGUCCUACGAGGCUCUAGCUGACUAUCCAGCAGCUAUCUUCCCCGCGGAGCUCCUAUCCGCGUAUCCUGAAGCUAGCGUCAUUCUCUCCGUCCGGCACUCGGAAGAGGCAUGGCUUACAUCGAUGGAAACCACGCUCUGGCACGCGCAUAUACAUCGACCUCAUCCGGACCCAUCGCCUAUGGCGCCGUUGUCAGAGAAGUAUCAUGGGUAUUGCUGGGAUAAUGAUUUACCUAAGUACGGGAUAGCGGCGUAUCGCGCGCAUAAUGAGUUAGUGCGUGAAUUAGUAAAUGCUGAGAGGGAGAGGGGGAUAGGGAGGAAGUUCCUUGAGUUCAAGCCCGGAGAUGGGUGGGUGCCUCUGUGUAAGUUCUUAGGCAUGGAGGAUGUGCCCGAGGGGCCAUUCCCGAGGAGUGAUGAUUGGAUUGAGUAUAAGAAGAUGGUCGAGCCGGAGAAAGAGAAGGAGAAAAAGGCUCUUACGGAAGUUACUUCUUAG
This is a messenger RNA of Hypoxylon trugodes, 1629 nucleotides long. RefSeq lists its product as uncharacterized. The record is from RefSeq and is a predicted model, not a curated record. NCBI's taxonomy places the organism in Eukaryota, Fungi, Ascomycota, Sordariomycetes, Xylariales, Hypoxylaceae. Bases 1 to 1629 code for a protein of 542 amino acids. The transcript has 3 exons.